Molecule: messenger RNA, 2475 nt
Organism: Funneliformis geosporum
Lineage: Eukaryota; Fungi; Glomeromycota; Glomeromycetes; Glomerales; Glomeraceae
Source: the annotation of a GenBank genome assembly
AUGGAUGCAAAAAGAGAAAUUAUUUUAGCGAUAAAAAAUUUUCAGAAGCAGGUAGAGGAUAAACUUUUGUCCGGAAGAGCCUCGAAAAAAAUAGUGGUAUUUAAUAAAAGAGUAGAAAAUGCCAUUAGUAAAUUAUCUUCUGAGGUUAGAGAUUUUCAGGAAGAAGGGCAAAUGACAUUAUUGAGGGAAAAAUUAGAGAAAAGUGUUAAGCAAGUAGAAGGAAUGAUAAAAGUAUCAAAACAUAAUUUUUCUUCUGAAAAUAGUUCACUCAAUCCAAAAGCAAAAAAAGAACUAGAAAACUUAUUUUUUGCCAACACUAUACGCGAUUUUUCUUUUGACCCCGAAAGUGUUUUAGUCAAAAACAAAACAGAGGAAAUUUUUCAGAAAGUUGAGAAAUUUAAUAAAAAAAAGGCAAAUAGAAAGCAAUUCAAAUCUAAGUUUUUUGAUAAUAAAAGUGAAAUUUUAAGUUUUAAUGAAGAAACGGGCAUGGAUAGUGGGGAUUUUAAUGCAGCUUUUUUUGAUUCUCGCCCUCUUUUAUCAGAAGGGGAACUUGAUGAAGAUAUUGAAGAAAUUACUUCUACGGUUAGGAAUGAUGUUAAAAAAUUCAAAAAAGUUGGACAAAAUAAGCCUGAAACUGAAAAAAAUAAUAAUAAAAAACCACUUAGUGAAAUAGAAGGGUGGAAUAGUUUAUCCCCGCAUGAUCGGAAUAAAUUUUCCGCAGAUUAUGAGAGUGGAAGCAAAGAUUUUGAAAAAAUAAAAUUGGAGAUAGAAAGACAAAGAAAGGGCGAAAAAGUUAAGGAAAAAACCAAUAAUGAAAACAGUAAAAAUAAACCUUCUACCCCUCCUAAGCAAAAAAACAAAGAAAAAACCACUGCUGGCAGGCAACAAAAAUUAUCUCAAAAAAAGAACAAAGUUAUUACCGAGAUAAAUUCCGCUCUGAACCAAGAACCUCAACUUACUAACAGCGAAUUAAGUCCGGAAUAUCAAAAUUGGGAAAGUCAAAUCAACCAAAUAACCGAUAUCCAGCAAAUUACCCACCUCCAAGAUAGAAUAUUAGCUGAUAUCAAGGCUCACUUAGAAGAACAAGAAACCGAAAAAGGUUAUAAUGAUAAUAAGGAAGAAAUAGAAAAUUUAAAAAAAGAAAAGGCAACUAACAACCCGCAGGAGUAUGGUGAAGAGGCUAAAAAAAGAAUUGCGGACAAAUUAAAAAGUUGUGGCGUUAACGAGGAGGAAUUAAGUAAUGAAAAUCAGCAAGUAUUAAAAAAACUAAGAAAUGAUGAAAUUAACGAUCCUGACCGGUUAGUAGCGGCCGAGACCGAAAUUAAACAAAAUAUUUAUCAAGUAGCAGCGGAAAAGAAAAUAGUUGACUUAACUACGCGGGUAAAUAAAAUUCUCCAAGCCAAAGAUAAAUCGCAACUUGCUACUCUCAAAAAAGAAUUAUUGCAAUUUAUCAGUAGCAGUAAUAUUUACUACACUUCCCACAAAAAGGAAGUUAAAAGUUUAUUAGCCAAAUUGGAAAAUUACUCGACUAAUAACCAACAGAGUAAUAAUAGUAAAAAAAAAAGCCUCUUGCUAAUUAGCAAAAUUGAAUAUGAAAAAUUAGACCAAGAGCAAAAAGAAUAUCAGGAUCUAAACCGGGAAUUGAAUAAAGAGGAACAAAAUUUACUUUUGACAGAGAUUAAAAGUCUCGAAAACAAAAAAGCAGAAUUAAUUAACCAGAUUAAGGAACAAAUAAUUGGAGAGGAAGGAGAUAGUCAAAGUAUUUUAAUGGAAAUCCGUCCGGGACCAGGAGGAGAUGAGGCAGGUUUGUUUGUUCGUGAUUUAUACCGGAUGUAUGAAAAAUUUGCCGGGAAAAAAGGUUGGAAAGUAGAGAUGGUUGAAGGAAAGGUGGGGGCGAUAGGUAAUUUCGAUUUUGUUUCCUUUUUUGUGAGGGGAAAGGGAGUCUUUAAACAUUUAAAAAAUGAAGUGGGGGUACACCGCGUUCAAAGAAUUCCGGUUACAGCAAAAGGAGGAGAAAUCCACACCUCCACCGCUACCGUGGUGGUCUUACCAGAGCCCCAAGAUAUAGUUCUUAAUAUUCGUUCCCAAGAUUUAAAAGUUGAAACUUAUAGUUCUGGUGGACCAGGAGGACAACAUGCUAACCGAACCGCAUCAGCGGUGCGAAUUACUCACCUACCGACUAAAAUAAUAGCAACUUCCCAAGAUGGUCGCGACCAACGAGUUAACCGCGAAAGAGCCUUGUUGGUUCUCAAAACCCGGCUCUUAGAAAAAUUGCAGGCUGAAAAAGAAAAAGAAGUAGGUAAUUUACGUUCCUUUGCAAUUGGUACCGCCGAGCGUUCGGAAAACUUCCGUACUUAUAAUUUUCAAAAAAACCGGGUAACCGACAAACGUUUAGGAAUAAAACUAGAAAACAAACUCGAAUUUGUUAUUGAAGGAGGCUUAGAGGAAAUAUGUCAAAGGUCAAUUGAUUACGAG